Callithrix jacchus (white-tufted-ear marmoset) is the source of this 9315-nucleotide messenger RNA. NCBI's taxonomy places the organism in Eukaryota, Metazoa, Chordata, Mammalia, Primates, Cebidae. The record is from RefSeq and is a predicted model, not a curated record.
GAGGGUGGGGGUUGGGGGGGAAAAAAGUAGCAAUUGUGCCAGGGGGCGUGUGAGCAGCCGGAGAGGCAGCCGCGCUGGUGACAACUUCUCUGGGGCGCGCGCGGGGCUGGCAGGCGAGGAGCGAGCAGGGAGAGCUGCUGAAGCCUGAGCCGGGGGAGCCGCUGGAGCCCCGCGAAGCCGCGGCCCGCGCCCUGCGCCGUCGCCGCCGCCUGCCAGUUUCCUCCGGGUUCUCAGCCCCGGGUGCUUAGGCUUCGGUCUAUAAAUAGCAGGUUACAGCUCCUCCUGGGCGCGCACACGCUCACACGCGAACGCAGGAAAGUCAGGCUAAAAGUGUCUGCUGCUGCUGCCGCCCCCCACUCCGCCUCCGGGAGAGAACCCAGAGAAAUGGUGUUACCUGGCAAGAGAUCUUCUGUCUUUUAUGAAAAAUUAGACAAAGAGGAGACAACAAGACCCAGAAAAGUGAAGAACCUGCCUGAACGUGAUCGGUGGCAGAGUCAGACGUGGAACGCAAGCCUUUUGCUUGUCCUCCUACGUUUUUGAUGCAGAGUUUUUAUAUAGCUCCUUAGCAGGAGGAAGGAACAGAAGGGGCCUUGCAAUCCGAGAGCCUUGAAACCAGCAAAACAAUAAUCAAAGAGCAGUUCAGUCAAGGAAAACGCCAUAACUCAGCACAGGAUUUCAGAGUGUGAUCUCAGAUCUUUAGUGUGAAGAUACAUCUACAUUAAACCAGAAAUCACUGCAAGUGACAUCUGGACAAGAACAUUUGGAAAAUUUUAAAACUGUGAAUGUCGAUCAUGGAAAUUAAAGAGGAAGGGGCAUCAGAAGAAGGGCAGCACUUUCUUCCUACAGCUCAGGCCGAUGAUUCCGGGGACUCUCAGUUCACAAGUAUUCAGAAGACUCCAAAUGAACCACAGUUGGAAUUCAUCCUUGCAUGCAAGGAUCUCGUGGCUCCUGUCCGUGAUCGUAAAUUGAACACACUGGUGCAGAUCUCAGUAAUCCACCCCGCGGAGCAGAGUCUGACAAGAUACUCCAGCACUGAAAUUGUGGAGGGAACAAGGGACCCACUGUUUUUGACUGGUGUCACAUUCCCAUCUGAGUAUCCCAUCUAUGAGGAGACCAAAAUAAAACUAACAGUCUAUGAUGUCAAGGAUAAGUCUCACGACACUGUUCGAACCAGUGUCCUACCAGAACAUAAGGAUCCCCCGCCGGAAGUUGGGCGAAGUUUCUUGGGCUAUGCCAGUUUCAAAGUGGGAGAGCUACUGAAGUCAAAGGAGCAAUUGCUGGCCCUGAGCCUGAGAACUUCAGAUGGUGGCAAAGUGGUUGGCACCAUUGAAGUCAGUGUCGUGAAGAUGGGGGAGAUUGAGAAUGGGGAAGCCGACCACAUCACCACAGAUGUACAGGGACAAAAGUGUGCCCUGGUAUGUGAAUAUACAGCACCAGAAAGUGUGAGCGGAAAAGAUAACCUGCCUUUUUUGAAUUCAGUGUUAAAGAACCCAGUAUGUAAAUUAUAUAGAUUUCCCACAUCUGACAAUAAGUGGAUGCGAAUUCGAGAGCAGAUGUCAGAGAGCAUUCUUUCUUUUCAUAUUCCUAAGGAAUUGAUUUCCCUUCACAUUAAAGAAGAUUUGUGCAGAAACCAGGAGAUAAAAGAACUUGGCGAGCUUUCUCCACAUUGGGACAAUCUGAGAAAAAACGUCCUUACUCACUGUGAUCAAAUGGUGAAUAUGUACCAAGACAUUCUUACAGAACUUAGCAAGGAAACAGGUUCCUCUUUCAAAUCAAGCAGCAGCAAAGGAGAGAAAACAUUAGAAUUCGUUCCGGUAAAUCUACAUCUGCAAAGAAUGCAGGUACACAGCCCUCACUUGAAAGAUGCUCUCUAUGAUGUCAUCACUGUGGGAGCCCCAGCUGCCCAUUUUCAGGGAUUUAAGAAUGGUGGUCUGCGGAAACUACUCCAUAGAUUUGAAACAGAAAGAAGAAAUACUGGGUACCAGUUUAUUUACUAUUCACCUGAAAACACAGCCAAAGCAAAAGAAGUUCUCAGCAACAUCAAUCAACUACAACCUCUUAUAGCAACCCAUGCAGACCUACUGCUUAAUUCUGCAAGCCAGCAUUCUCCAGACAGCUUGAAGAAUUCUUUAAAGAUGCUUUCAGAAAAAACAGAGCUCUUUGUACAUGCCUUCAAGGAUCAACUCGUCAGGAGUGCUCUUUUAGCCCUCUACACUGCAAGGCCGGGAGGUAUUCUUAAGAAGCCACCCUCUCCUAAGAGCAGCACAGAGAAGAGCAGUCCCCAAGACCAACCCCCACUGAUCAGAAGACAAGACUCCAUACCACAUCAUUCAGACUAUGAUGAGGAAGAGUGGGACAGGGUGUGGGCCAACGUGGGGAAGAGCCUGAACUGCAUUAUCGCUAUGGUGGACAAACUGAUUGAAAGAGAUGGUGGCAGUGAAGGCAGUGGCGGCAACAAUGAUGGAGAAAAGGAACCUUCAUUAGCAGACGCCAUCCCCUCUCACCCAAGAGAGGACUGGUAUGAACAGUUGUAUCCCCUCAUCCUUACCCUGAAGGACUGCAUGGGAGAAGUGGUGAACCGAGCCAAGCAGUCCCUGACGUUUGUGCUCCUUCAGGAACUUGCCUACAGCUUGCCCCAGUGUCUGAUGCUGACGCUAAGAAGAGACAUCGUCUUCAGUCAAGCACUUGCUGGAUUGGUUUGUGGUUUUAUCAUUAAAUUACAGACAAGUCUGUAUGACCCAGGCUUCCUACAGCAGCUUCACACGGUGGGGUUGAUAGUACAAUAUGAAGGACUGCUAAGUACAUACAGCGAUGAAAUUGGAAUGCUAGAGGACAUGGCUGUUGGCAUUUCCGAUUUAAAGAAAGUCGCAUUUAAAAUAAUUGAAGCCAAAUCCAAUGAUGUGUUGCCAGUUAUAACAGGAAGACGCGAACAUUACGUGGUAGAGGUCAAGCUUCCAGCCAGAAUGUUUGAGUCGCUACCUCUACAGAUUAAAGAAGGACAGUUGCUUCAUGUAUAUCCAGUACUCUUUAAUGUUGGAAUCAAUGAACAGCAAACUCUGGCUGAGAGGUUUGGAGAUGUCUCUUUGCAAGAAAGUAUUAAUCAGGAAAACUUUGAACUUCUACAAGAAUAUUACAAGAUAUUUAUGGAAAAGAUGCCUCCUGAUUACAUUUCGCAUUUUCAGGAACAAAAUGAUUUAAAAGGAUUACUAGAAAAUCUCCAUCAAAAUAUUCAAUCCAAAAAAAGAAAGAAUGUAGAAAUUAUGUGGCUGGCUGCAACGAUUUGCCGCAAACUAAAUGGUAUUCGUUUCACCUGUUGUAAAAGUGCCAAAGACAGGACAUCGAUGUCAGUGACACUUGAACAGUGCUCCAUCUUGAGAGAUGAGCACCAGCUGCACAAGGACUUCUUCAUCCGAGCACUGGAUUGCAUGAGAAGAGAAGGAUGCCGCAUAGAGAAUGUACUGAAGAAUAUCAAAUGCAGAAAGUAUGCUUUCAACAUGCUACAGCUGAUGGCUUUCCCCAAGUACUACAGACCUCCAGAGGGGACUUAUGGAAAAGCUGACACCUAAGUUUACCAACAUGUUAAUAAACAGGAACACAAAUACGUUUCAGUUGGACAAUCUUCACCUUGGUCUUUUUUGGUUUUGUUCUUAUUGUCAUGAAUUUGUGGUGGGGAAGAUGAUCACAGAUGUUUGCCAAAAUCUAGAAAUUACUUGAAUUCAUUAUCAGCAUAUUACUCUGAAAGAAAUCCAUUUUCAAAAAUCUUUCUUACAGGAUGCAGUCCUGUCAUCUCUAGUUCUAAGCUUCUAUGUGUUGAGCCUAGCUGAUUGAGAUUAGUUCACAACGUGUAAAUUUUAUUCAUGAGUAUUUAAAUGUUUCUGAGAAAACAUGAAUCCUUUCCAUAGGACUAGAGGUGUUUCAGAGAGCACCACUGUCUGUCCAACUGAAGGGAGGAGAGGGGAAAAGGAACAGAGAUUUUUGGUGAUACUGCUCAACAGCCUGCAAGAACACAGUUAACCUGAGAAUCAAUACUAAGGGAUUUAAAAAAACAUGUAGCCGCUUAUAAUUAGGUAGAGUUAACUCAUCAUCUGGAAUACUGAGGCAGUUUGCAGGUGUGUUCCACAGUGAUCAUCCAGUCAGGAUGUGACUCAUCCCCUUGAACAGGCACAUGCAUAGAGUGAGUAAAGCAGUCAACAGACCUUUCAAAACCAUGGCAUCUUUUCAGAACUCUGACUUGGGCUGCGUGAUCUAGCUGUGGAAGUAGCAAUAUAGAACAUUUAAUAGAAUGAUAGGCAAAACACUGCAAUAAUCUAAAAUUGCAAGGAAAAUAGAAAUCAACAAUAUGUUGAUACCCAAAAUGUGAGGCUGAGGUGGGCGGUUCACCUGAGGUCAGGAUUGCAAGACCAGCCUGACCAACAUGGGGAAACCCAGCCUCUACUAAAAAUACAAAAUUAGCCGGGCAUGGUGACACAUGCCUGUAAUCCCAGCUACUCGGGAGGCUGAGGCAAGAGAAUCACUUGAACCUGGGAGGUGGAGGUUAUGGUGAGCCAAGAUUGCCCCAUUGCACUCCAGCCUAGGCAACAAAAGCAAAACUCCCAUCUCAAAAAAAAAAAAAAAAAAGAAAAAGAAAGAAAAGAAAAGAAAAUCCCAUCAGCCUGAACUUUCUGACUUGAUGUUGUGAAGUGUGGAAGUAUCUCUGGAAUGUUUUCUAGCAGUCAUCUUGGUGUAAGCAUGCAGUAUAGCAUAGGUUCAUGUAUGUUAAUAAGCCUUUAACCACAACAAAUGAUCAACUAAAACAAUUAUUUUCUGUUACCCGAAUUUCAAACUUGCCCUUACUCAGUAAAAUAACAACAUUGUUAAGUUUUCUAACAUCCCAAUGUAGAAGUUUCCUUAAAUAUCAUCUUGUAUAAUACCAUUAUUCAAAAAUGGGUAAGGUUAGUCCCCCUCAAUCAGCCAGCAAGAUAACUGCAGAAUUAGAAUUACAAUCCCUUCUUACUUUCCUAGUCUGUGGCUUGUUCUAUCUCUAAAUUGCUCUGCUAAAUAUGCAUGAAAAUUGAGAAAGAAUGCUAGUUAAAAAGAACUUAGGAUUUAUCACUGGAAUUGAAGCUAAGAAUACAAAAGUCUGAAUGAAUGAAACUUUUUUCUCCAAAUUUUAAGAAUUUAUUCUUGUUCCUUUGUCAUCAGAAGAGCAUGCUAUCCAAAGCAUAAAUCUCCCUUGAAAAUAACAGAGGCUUAUUAAGCCCUCUCUUAGCUGUGAUCGAUGGAUAUUAGCUCCUUGCCUAAGAUUCCUGUUGAAAUAAGGAUUCCAAAAACAUUUCUAGCCCCAUGUCAAGUUUUUCAAAUUAUUACAAAUUUUAGAUAACCAUUUGGGGCUUUUUAUACUAGAAUUAUCAAUGUUUUAUUUUAGAUAAUUACCUGUGGGCAUUAUGCUUGAGGCAGGUACCUUUUUAAUGAAAAUGUGCUGUACACUUUGAAUCUAUUUGUAGACAAAUUACCUUGAUGUCCUCUUUUACCUCAUUCUUUAUUUUACUGUUUAAAUACAACCUUUGAGUAGUAGGGUUUGUGGUUAUUUUCAUUCCUCAUGUUUAAGAUAAAGAGGCUGGGAAGACAGAGGCCGCCUUAAAUAGCUGUGAAGCCUCAUUCGGCAUAUCAAAUGGCACUCUGAGUUCUAGAAACCUUAAGUAAUUUAUCAUCCUGUAAAUACUUUUAGAAUUUUUAUUUGUAUCUUUAAAAAAUGAAAGUAUUUGACUAAAAUUUGGAAAAAUAUUAACUAGAAAGCCAACGACAGGGUUUUCUAUUUUUAUUUUUCUUCUUCUUAUUUUUAAAGAUGGGGUUUGACCAUGAUGGCCAGGCUGGUCUUGAACUCCUGGCCUCAGGUGAUCCACCCACAUCGGCCUCCCAAAGUGCUAGGAUUACAGGUGUGAGCCACCAUGCCCGCUGGGUUUUCUGUUUUUAAAAGACAUUUUAAGAAUUUUUAAAAAUAAAUACUAAUAAAGAAGUCUCAAAUGAUAGAGUUUAUUGUAAAACAAAUGCUUAUGAAUUUUCAUUCAUUAGCAUAGUCAUCUGCAUUUCCUUAUAGAAAGGCUGUACUGGUGCAAACUUCAAAAAGCAGAUUUCAUCAAGAAAAUGUGCUUUAUAGAGACAACAAUAUUGCUCCUUUCCUGAGAGAUAGUUCAAAUACUUGAACAACCACUUCACUACUUCUGAAGUUAUUAAAGCUAAAUUAAAGAGCAAAUGUUAAAAAUAAAAGUGUUUAAAUCUCCCUUGAACAAACACAGCCACAGUCAUACUAUUCUGUCUAUAUUUUCACUUAAAAGAUACACCAGCAGACCUAUUUCAGGUUAUAUUGAGCCAAAAAUAUGAACUGAGCAAAUGACAUUUCCAAACUUUUUUUGCUCAAAAUUAAUAUGUUCUCCUCUGAUAUUAAAUGCAGAUAUCAAUUCUGGAUUAGUUAUUUACUGAGCACUAAGGAAAACAUAUUUAAAGACAAGGAAACCAUUCAUUUACAUCUCACAUCAUUGUUUUUCUCUUAGAAAUAUUGCCUUGAGUUUUGCCUGCACUCUGCCAAAACAAGCCCUGAACAGAGUUUGGUCAGUCUCAUAAUUCAGUGAGUCGAGCAACCAUUUGAUCCAGGUGAUACAUUGUACUAAAUGACAAACUGCCCCUUCAGGAAAGAGCUCCAUGGACGCAGCCUCCAGGCCUUAUAAGACUAACCCCUCUUGUGAAAAUCUCUGAAGACUUAAAAAAGCAAGCGCUUGGAUGGAGGAUACUUCCUUGUUAUCCUUCAACUAUGUAUCACAUUUUACAUUAAAUAAGAGGUAAAAAAGGAAAGAAACUGAUUUGUAUAAAGUAAUGCCUUUCUUCCCAAGCAAAUCAAAGCUCUCCCUAUGUAAAAGUUGAUAGUGUACCAAUUGGUGGGCUGGAACUUGCUUGUUCUGACUCAUGAACACUGAUAAUUAAAUUAUCAGAAAUUCUAUAGGCUAGUUGUUACAACCAUUAUUAAAUAUGAAAUUAUAAAAUGCAAUGGAAUACAUUUUACAAAAAACAAAGGUAAUAAUCAAAACAUACUACUUCCCAAUUAUUUUACUACCUUAUAUUAUUUAUCAAUACUCUUGAGUCUAUUUAGGUCUACUGCAUCUUUACAGUGAAAACAGGAUACAGUAAUGUGCUACUUUGGGUCUCCUCCUAACCGCAGAUUCAAAAACAUCAUGUUGGUAGCUUGAAACUGUCCACAGUAGGAGUAUUUACACCAUAGAAACUGGCAAAUGCUACAAACUAGCAAUUUUAAUUCUUAGAAAGGCAGUUGUUAAACAUUUACCAGCACACAGUGAAUGCCAUCAUCUUUUUUCCUAUUAAGAAAUAAAUUAUAGGAAGCAGUAUAAAAUUAUUAAAAUGAUAUUAAAUGCAACCCCUUAUCUUCAGAUGGCUAUAAUUUUGUUUUGGUUUUUACCUAAUUUAAGGUAUUCUAUUAGAUUAAGAGUCAUAUUUGAUAUGUAGAUUUUAUCCAUAAUUAAAUUAUUAAAUCAAUUUUUCUCUUGAUAAUACUUUGCAGGAGAAUUCUUAGCAAUUCAACUGUAGUCUAAGAAAUAACUCAAGGCUAAAUUCAGGGAAAUGUUAGCCCAAUCAGAUAUUACUGAAAUUGUACUUCACCAUCUAUUUUGGAGUUUAUAAUUUUGGCAUUUACUAAAAGUAGAAAGAAACAGUAACAUAUUACUGUGCCCAGAUUCUAAUAAAUAUAGCUCAAUUGAAACCUAAACUGUUACAUUAAACAAAUUACACUUUGGCAGUAUGCUAAAUCACCACAGAUGUUUUAGGUGUUUGAUUGCCAAGCAGGAUGGUAUAUCAUUUGUUUAGUUCAAUACAAGACACCAUUUGUAGUCUUUUAGGAAAUAAAUUAACUUUUAUCACAGAUUUAGGAAACUUGUCUAAAAAAACUGUGAUCAUCAGUUACAGAGGGAAGCAAACAUAUUGAACACAAGGCAUCGUAGUAGUAGCUGGAGGCCUUACAAAUUAUACACGACUAAAAAGAACGAUUUGGUGAGAGAGGUGUAUAGUUGACUGACAGUUUUUACUGUGAAUUCACAUUAAUUUAACUCAGCUGCAAUCUACCUAAGCUAUGCAUUUCCCCCCCAUAUUUACGUUUCUUAGCUUAUAAAGUCCCAAUAUAUUAUAUCUUUUGUCGCUUUGACAGUUUUAAAUUAGAGAUCUGUAAUCACAGAGAUGCCACCUAUAGCAAAAACUGUCUUUAAGAAUAGGAAAGUAAAAUGAAUGUUUUAGAUAAAAUGUUGCAAGCCAUUAGGUGUAGAGUUAAUAUAUGAAAAUUAGCAUUUGUUUUCUUUCUGAAUCAUGGUGCACAUUAAUCACUCACUCAUUGAAUUUUAUUUCUAAGCAAGUAAGAGAAUCAAACAUUUCUAAAUUAAAAGAAACAUGUUUUGUUAUUAAUAACAAGGAGAUAGGAAAAAUAGUAAGGUAAUAUAAACAGAAACAAGUAAUGAAAUUAGCUGUCCUGAGUUGGAAAUUUUACAGACUGCAUGCAUACUUAGAAUUUUAAAUUUUUAAAAAGUUUACAGUUGAGUGUGGUACCCAGAGAGAGUGAAGAUCAAGGGAAAGAAGACCUAAUAGAAGUGAUGUUGCCUGAUAAAUCGUAUCUUGCCACAUAUAUAUAUAUAUAUAUAUAUAUAUAUAUAUGUCAAUGCAGUUUUUUAGGAAGAAUAUAUGCCCUUUCACACUCACACUAUAAAUACAUUCACAAUAUUCCUUAAAUAAUCUAAGUAACCCCCAGAUCAUGAAAGGUCAUGAUCCAGCUGUUUAUCUUCAGUGAUGACCUACUGCACUGACAGGCAACAUUGACUUAAAUUUUGGCAAGAUGGUUAUAUUAUCUAGAUAAUUCUUGUGUUGUUUUUAUGUCACUAUCAACAUUUAAUAUAUUUUAUGUUAAACAACAAACUUUCAAAAGUUUGACUGCAUAAAACUGUGUGGGCACUCUCUUCACUGCAAACAAACAAUACUUUGUAUACAUACACUUUUCAUGUGGAUAGUUUUAUUAUUUUAUUAAACCUCACAUUUAACUUUCAGAUUUUUGUGGUACUCAUCUGAAAGGUUGGCAUUUGUUCUCUUUUUAUGUUAAAUAUAUAUUUUAGAUGAACCAAUAAUGUGUAUUCCUAGAAAAUAGGAAUUUUUUCUAGGCACAAAUAGACUACAUCAUUUUAUAUUGGCAUUUGAAGGCAUAUCAUUUUUGUUUUAUUGUUCUGUGUAAACCAUAUUCAUUGUACACUGUGUGUAUAUUUUUGUUUAAAUAAAUGUGAUUUUUAUUUUUUA